AUGGCCGACGAAGGUUCGCACGGUGAUAAGCUUUCGUCGGGUUAUCCGUCGGGUAGUCUCCGCGAAGUGAUCGGUGCAUCCGACGGGACGACCAACAAGUCUUCUCACGCUGAUAAGCUUUCAUCUGCCUCUGCGUUGGGCAGCCUCCGUCAGGGUGAUCGGCGCAUCCGACGAGGCGGUCGACAAGUCUCUCUGCAAAGAGCGCAAUACAACCGUGUCCUGCCACAAAGAGUCCACUAUCACUUCAACACGAACUUCACCCCUUUGUGCGGUCUGGUGGAAGAUGGUCCUCUUUUUGAUGAGCGCCAAGUUCAGCCUCCCACGGCCACAGAAGGCUCAACGGACCUAAUCGAUGCUCGAACAUGUGCCUGUGCAGAUGAAGUCUUAUCCCAGGACAUCUGUUGA
This is a messenger RNA of Ustilago hordei, 405 nucleotides long. RefSeq lists its product as uncharacterized. NCBI's taxonomy places the organism in Eukaryota, Fungi, Basidiomycota, Ustilaginomycetes, Ustilaginales, Ustilaginaceae. Bases 1 to 405 code for a protein of 134 amino acids. The record is from RefSeq and is a predicted model, not a curated record. The transcript is spliced from 2 exons.